GUGAAUAAUCCAGUUUUAAUUUAAUUUCAUAAACAGUUUGUUUCAGAUUAUCAAGAUUGUCAAGUAGUUGGUCCUUUAAGUCUGAUCUAACUAAAGAAUGACCCGUCACGGACUUAACUGUACCAACUCUGCUGUGUACAGCUAUGCUGAAAGAAAGAAAGACCAGAAAGCUGCUGGUUAUGGAGCUGAGCGCAUGCGUCUAGGCAAGGAUGCCGUGAAGGGGUUUGACUGCUGUUCUUUAACACUGCAACCAACCUCAAGACCUGUUAUAACUCCACAAGGGUGGAUUUUUGACAAGGAAGCCAUUUUCAAAUUUAUUCUGGAUAAAAAGAAAGAAUAUGAGAAGAAAAUGGCAGAAUAUGACCGACAGAAGGACUCGGAAAUGGAAGAGUUCAGAGAUAUUGCUGCAGCAGAGAAGGAGCAACUUAAACAGAAGUUUGAAGAAACCGAGAAAAGUAUUGUAACCAAACGCAUAGACGCUAAGAAGACAAAUGAUGGGGCAGAAAUCAGUAACAUGACAGAAGACAGGAAGAGGGUACUUCCAGCCUUUUGGUUACCUAGCUGUGGACCUCAGGCAAAGAAGAGUAAGGUUGAAAAGCCGGAUAAAACAGUUUAUUGUCCUAUGUCGAGGAAACCAAUUCGAGUAAAGGAUCUUGUAGAUGUUCAAUGGACAGUUGCCAGAGAUCCAGACGAUAAGCGUAGCCUCAUCGCCAGAGAGGAGAGAUAUCAGUGUGCUGUUACGGGAGACGUGUUGAACAAUUCAUCUCAUUGUGUUGUACUCCGUCCAACAGGUCAUGUAGUUACCGUUGACUGUGUUGAGAAAAUCAUUAAGAAAGAUUGGCAGCAUCCUCUAACAGGACAAAGUUUGAAGGAGAAGGAUAUUAUCUACAUCCAGCGGGGAGCAACUGGGUUCAGUUCAGCCAACUCAGAACUCAUUGCGGAGAGAGAUCGCCCUGCCAUGUCCGUUGCGUAGUUCUCAUAGUUAUGAUAUGUUUUUCCUCAUCCUCUCAACCUCAUCAUUUUAUCUAAAUAUCUCCUUAGUUCAGCUUUCCAUGUAAUUUUACUUCAUUUAAAACUUGUUUUCUAAUACUAUUCGUGUAUCGUAAACUAAGUUGAAUAAUAAUAAAUAAAUAUAUAUUUACAAAAAUUAAA
Molecule: messenger RNA, 1152 nt
Organism: Eurytemora carolleeae
Lineage: Eukaryota; Metazoa; Arthropoda; Copepoda; Calanoida; Temoridae
Product: nitric oxide synthase-interacting protein homolog
Exons: 8
Coding region: 98-973 (291 amino acids)
Cellular component (GO): nucleus
Molecular function (GO): ubiquitin protein ligase activity
Source: RefSeq, a predicted model, not a curated record